Molecule: messenger RNA, 2514 nt
Organism: Plasmodium cynomolgi strain B
Lineage: Eukaryota; Apicomplexa; Aconoidasida; Haemosporida; Plasmodiidae
Product: ribonucleoside-diphosphate reductase large chain
Exons: 2
Coding region: 1-2514 (837 amino acids)
Biological process (GO): DNA replication; deoxyribonucleotide biosynthetic process
Cellular component (GO): ribonucleoside-diphosphate reductase complex
Molecular function (GO): ribonucleoside-diphosphate reductase activity, thioredoxin disulfide as acceptor; ATP binding
Source: RefSeq, a predicted model, not a curated record
AUGGAGAACCCAGAAAUGAAGAAAAGCCCAUCGGGUCGAGUGUCCGAUGAUGGAAUAAAGAGGACACCAUCGGGGAAACCAAUACAAACGAUGUAUGUAUUAAACAGGAAAGGAGAAGAAGAAGAUAUUUCAUUUGAUCAAAUUUUAAAAAGAAUACAGAGAUUGUCCUACGGAUUACACGAGUUGGUAGAUCCUGCGAGAGUAACCCAAGGAGUUAUUAACGGAAUGUAUAGCGGAAUUAAAACGUGCGAAUUGGAUGAACUAGCAGCACAAACAUGUGCCUAUAUGGCCACAACACAUCCUGAUUUCUCCAUCCUGGCAGCUAGAAUUACUACAGAUAAUUUGCACAAAAAUACAAGUGAUGAUAUAGGAGAAGUGGCAGAAGCGUUGUAUAUGUAUAAAGACGUUAGAGGAAGACCAGCUAGUCUGAUCAGCAAAGAAGUAUACGAAUUUAUGAUACAACAUAAGGAUAGACUAAACAAGGAGAUCGAUUAUACAAGAGAUUUUAAUUACGACUAUUUUGGAUUUAAAACUCUCGAAAGGUCCUACCUUCUUCGAAUUAAUGGAAAAAUAAUUGAGAGACCACAACAUUUGCUAAUGAGAGUAUCUAUUGGUAUCCAUAUAGGAGAUUUGGAGAAAGCGUUAGAGACCUACCAUCUUAUGUCUCAAAAAUAUUUUACACAUGCAACACCUACGUUGUUUAAUUCUGGAACUCCGAGACCUCAGAUGUCUUCGUGUUUUUUGCUGUGUAUGAAAUCUGAUUCGAUUGAAGGCAUUUUCGAAACGUUAAAGCAAUGUGCGUUGAUUAGCAAAACAGCUGGUGGAAUUGGAGUAGCUGUACAGGAUAUAAGAGGACAGAAUUCGUACAUUAGAGGAACGAAUGGAAUAUCUAACGGGUUAGUACCAAUGCUGAGAGUGUUUAAUGAUACAGCUAGAUAUGUUGAUCAAGGGGGUGGAAAAAGAAAAGGAUCUUUUGCAGUUUAUAUCGAACCAUGGCAUUCAGAUAUUUUCGAAUUUUUAGAUCUUCGUAAAAAUCAUGGUAAGGAAGAACUAAGAGCUAGAGACCUUUUCUAUGCUGUUUGGGUACCUGACCUUUUUAUGAAAAGAGUAAAGGAAAAUAAAAAUUGGACUCUCAUGUGUCCAAAUGAAUGUCCAGGAUUGAGUGAGUCAUGGGGAGAAGAAUUCGAAAAAUUGUAUACAAAAUAUGAAGAAGAAAAUAUGGGAAAAAAAACCGUUUUGGCACAAGAUCUAUGGUUUGCCAUUUUACAGAGUCAGAUAGAAACGGGUGUGCCGUACAUGCUAUAUAAAGACUCUUGCAAUGCUAAAUCGAAUCAAAAAAAUUUGGGUACCAUAAAAUGCAGUAACCUUUGUUGUGAAAUUAUUGAGUAUACUUCUCCUGACGAAGUGGCUGUCUGUAACUUAGCUUCCAUCGCUUUGUGCAAAUUUGUCGAUGUGGAGAAAAGAGAGUUCAAUUUUAAGAAGCUUUACGAAAUUACCAAAAUUAUUACGCGUAAUUUGGACCAAAUAAUAGAGAGAAAUUACUACCCUGUGCAGGAGGCAGAACGAUCCAAUAAGAGACACAGACCCAUAGGCAUAGGAGUACAGGGGUUGGCAGAUACCUUCAUGCUUUUAAGAUAUCCAUACGAAUCCGAUUCUGCGAAAGAAUUAAAUAAGAGGAUCUUCGAAACAAUGUAUUAUGCUGCUUUGGAGAUGUCGAUGGAAUUGGCACAAAUAUAUGGACCUUAUGAAACAUAUCAGGGUAGUCCAGCUAGCCAAGGAAUACUUCAAUUCGAUAUGUGGAAUGUAAAGGUGGAUAAUAAGUAUUGGAAUUGGGAUGAACUGAAGGCAAAGAUAAAGAAGCACGGAUUGAGAAAUUCGCUUCUGUUGGCUCCAAUGCCUACUGCUUCAACGUCACAGAUUCUUGGGAAUAACGAAUCGUUUGAGCCGUACACCAGUAACAUAUACUACAGGCGGGUACUUAGUGGAGAGUUCUUCGUAGUGAAUCCCCACCUUCUGAAGGACCUCUUCGAUCGUGGUCUCUGGGAUGAAGACAUGAAGCAGCAGCUCAUUGCCCAUAAUGGAAGCGUGCAAUAUAUUAGCGAAAUUCCUAGCGACUUGAAGGAGCUCUAUAAAACCGUUUGGGAGAUCAAGCAGAAGAAUAUCAUCGAUAUGGCUGCCGACCGAGGCGCCUUCAUCGACCAGUCCCAAUCGCUCAACAUCUACAUCCAGAAGCCCACCUUCGCGAAGCUCUCCAGCAUGCACUUCUACGGAUGGGAGAAGGGACUGAAGACAGGCGCGUACUACCUCAGAACGCAGGCCGCGACGGACGCAAUAAAAUUUACGGUGGAUACACAGGUGGCCAAGAACGCCGCGAAGAUGAAGAACGCCGAGGGAGUAGCCAUCACGAGGGAGGUAUCCAGGGAGACCAUUUCGACCGAGUCCACCGUCACGCAGAAUGUGGUGUGUCCACUGCGUCGCAACAACGACGACCAGUGCUUGAUGUGCUCGGGCUGA